This is a messenger RNA of Laccaria bicolor S238N-H82, 1503 nucleotides long. RefSeq lists its product as uncharacterized. Lineage: Eukaryota; Fungi; Basidiomycota; Agaricomycetes; Agaricales; Hydnangiaceae. The transcript is spliced from 3 exons. The record is from RefSeq and is a predicted model, not a curated record. Bases 1 to 1503 code for a protein of 500 amino acids.
AUGAGGGACAUCCCCUAUGACGUAUGGCUAUGUAUAGUCCAGUUCAUUCCGCGCAAUGAGCUUCUUCGCCUGUACGGCGUGGACCGUAUAUUAUUCGACAUUGUGAUGAACGAGCGUUAUCGAGAAACGCGUAUCUACCACCUGGGUGAUGAGAUGACACGUCAAUGUUUGGUUGGCUUGGGCUCUCCGGACAUUGCAAGACGCGUCCGUACCCUCCACCUUCGUCCCCAUCUCUUUGGGAAGCCACUCGCUUUUCAUGGACAGAAGAAGAGCUUGAGCCAGAGUUUGUUACGCAAGCUCUCGAAGGAGGAGAAGCAGUCCGCUGCUACCGCCAAGGCAUCAGUGCAAUUGUUGCGGAGCAUCACCAACUUGACGAACCUGGUGACUCUGAACCUCGAGUGUCAGAAUUACCCCGUGGACGACUACAAUGAUUUUAAGCUCGCCAUUCCGUUCAUCACGAAUGGUUGGUUAGCAUAUGGAUCUGUCUUGCGUACAUUGUCGCUCAAGAUUCCUCUUGAGGCAUGCAAGGAGUGUCUACCUCCGUCUUUAAGGCUUCCAAGCCUUGAGGAUCUAUCGAUCCACAUUUUCACCGCGUAUCUCACGACGGAUGCCACGAAGCUCGUGCGCAGCGUUCUGGUUCCCUUCGUCAAUCGACACAGCUUGACCAUCGAAUCCCUUACCAUCUCCACCCCCAUGGCAUUCAACUACAACAUAUCUCCGAUGUUCGGGGAACUCGAGUAUCUCCCACGUCUGACCAAGAUUGAUGUUUAUUUUCCGUUGAUAAGCCUUCAACAAACAGAUUCAGCUGGUCUGCAUCACUUGCUCAAGGCGCAAUCAGGCAACCUCCUUACUCUUCGGAUCCGGUUUGGUCACCUGUUCGGACUGACGACUCAACCACCAGCUCCAUGUGCCCUAUUCGCGCAUCCGAUGUUCAAAGUAUCUCUGCCGAACCUCAAGUCACUGGAGCUGAAUAUUCUAGGCCACAACACGCGCCUCGUCCAAUGCGUAGUACCAUAUCUGCAUCAAUUCAGGGACUCUUUGACGACCCUCGUCCUCAAUCAUCAUCAAGCAACUCACCUCGAAGCUUAUGACAUCAUUGAUGUGUUUGAGCGUAGUAGUUCACGGCUUUUGUUGCUGGAUUUAUGGCUCACCCAUCUGAGUCCGUCGUUCCUCGAUGUGUUAUCGGUCAAGCUCCCUGAUCUCGAGCGGCUCAAUCUGUCUUUUGGGACAUUUGUUGGGCACGAUCAUACGUUCAGCAUGACGCGCUCCUAUUCUCAUCGUCACAUCCCGAUCCAGGAGUUCUGCUCGGAGAUGCCGAACCACGUUUACACGGAUUGGAAGCUCAAGCAUUUGAAGAUUGGGAAUGUGGGGUACUGUGCGGGGAUUCUGGCGCAGUGCGAAACGGCGUUGGCGAUGUCGUUGCCUGGUGUGAAGACGUUUGAUGGGCUUUCGCGGAGGGAUUACCUGGCAAAGUGGGAUCAGGUCUAUUGUAAGGUGGUGUGA